Messenger RNA from Pungitius pungitius (ninespine stickleback), 2336 nucleotides. It is a transcript of the gene las1l, whose product is annotated as LAS1 like ribosome biogenesis factor. The transcript has a single exon. NCBI's taxonomy places the organism in Eukaryota, Metazoa, Chordata, Actinopteri, Perciformes, Gasterosteidae. Gene Ontology annotation, molecular function: endonuclease activity. Gene Ontology annotation, biological process: maturation of LSU-rRNA; maturation of 5.8S rRNA. The coding region runs from base 199 to 1911 and encodes 570 amino acids. Gene Ontology annotation, cellular component: Las1 complex; preribosome, large subunit precursor. The record is from RefSeq and is a predicted model, not a curated record.
UUAAGCUUGUAAAUUCACCAAAGAAGAAGAAGCAGGUGCAAACACGUAAUUUCCGGGAAGUUACACAACCGUUUUCCCUGAAGACUGAAGAUACAAAGCUACGCGUUCCACGUUAAAUCGAGACAUUUUUCGGCGUGGCCGUGCGGUGUGUUGAUCCGGUGAUCACGUGAGUCGAGCGCGGGCCUCUCCCACCGCGAAAUGAAAAAGAAGAAGAGCUCCGAGAAAAAACGCCAUGUGGUGGCGUGGGCCAACAAAGCCGAGUGGGACCAGGUCCUGGAGUACCUCUACUCCAAGGACUGCGCCCUGCAGAGGUUCGCCCUGCAGAGGGUGUCUGCGUGGAGGGGCCGGUACGCCAACAGCACCCCAGUGGCGGUGGACUGCACAGCGGACCUGGUGAGGUGCCAGGUGCUGGACAGGUCGGGGAAGCUGGACGGAGACGAUCUCGUCCUGCUUUACGGGGCGGGCCUGGUGAGGUUCGUCAAUUUGAUCACGCAGCGACAACAGGGGAAAACAGCCCGUCCCCUGAGGCGGCUGGCUGGGCACCUGAACAUCCCCGAGUGGGUGGUGGACCUGAGGCACGCCGUGACGCACAGGAAGCUCCCAACCCUGGAGUGGUGUCGAAAGGGAUGCACGGUGGUCUUGGAGUGGCUCCAGCAGGCAUACUGGUCCAGGCAGUUGGGAGGGGUGCCCAACGAGGACUGGGAGUCUGAGUCGGAUGGAGAGAAUGAAGAGGCAGACCUGAAAUGCCAGGAGGACGAGCUCCUCGCAAGGCAGGAGGAGAUGGAAGCCUACACGAAUGCCCGGGAGCUUCUGAUAUCGUUUGAAAAGGAGCAGUACCAGGCCUUCGGUGGACAUCCUGAGGACAAAGAGAAGAACUUGUGGCCGGCCCCCUUUGCAGACAUGAGCUGGUUACUCGGCGAGAUCAAGCAGUUUGCUUUGCAGUCAAGUAAUUGGCUGAUUGACGUGUUGCUGGAAGACGGAUUUCUAGUUCCGACUGCAGAACAACUGGAAACGUUGGGCUGCGACCCCUCUGGCGCCGGCGGUGCCACUGAACCCAGACUUCCUCAAGUUUUCCUCCGCUUUUGGCUUCCGCUCCUGAAGGUACUCAACGCACCCCUCUUUAUUCACCUCCUCCUGGAGAAGCUGUUUGUUGAGCUGAAGCUGCUAUCUGAAGAGCAGAAUGCUCACCGGGCUUUCUACAUCUCGGCAUGGAUUUCUGAAAUUAUUGUCUGCAACAGCAACAAAUUUGAAUACCACUAUGAAUCAGAGGGACGGAAGAGGGCUAGAAUGAAGGACAGAGUCUUUGUAAACCGCAUCCAGCUGAGGUGGCAGCAGCUGCUCUCUGCAUGCCUGGAUGCUCCCUGUGUCAGCACCCCUCACUUGCUGCAGCUGAUCCUGGACGAUAUGGAGCAUCCUCUCCCUCUGGAAACCAGACACAGGCUGCUCCAGCUCUGCUCCAUCUACACACGGAGUGCAGACUCUGAGCCCGACACUCCUCUGCAGAAGAAGCAGCCUGUGUACACGCUGGAGAGCUUGCAUGAGAAGCUGCAGCAUUCGCAGUGGCGCUCUGCGGCUGAAGCAGAGAGAAGAGAGUCCUCCCAUGAGAACAAAUGGGCCGAUGUUCAUGCUGAAAAGGCCAAAUUGCUCAGAGGCUCUCCGUGGCAGGUGUGCAACGAUAAGGUGCUGUGGAAGAACUAUCCUCUCGGCAAAGUCCCCGGACAGUCGGAUGACCCUUCGCGCCUCAUGCUGGAAAACUACUCCACAAUGACCGUCUUCGACCAGCCAGUGGAGUUGGAGAGCAACACAAUGCACAAUGCCCCAGGAUCCUCUGCAGCAGGGAGAACAGCUGAUGGCCUUCUUUGGAACCCCAGUGACAUCAAUAAACUGAAAGCUGGACUGCAACUUUUUUGAUUCAUAAUGAAGCUGUGAAAUCAACUCCUGUAGCUGUCAACACAGCAAUAAACUUAUUUUCUAGGUUAUUUUGCAACUUGCAGAGAAGAGACAAAAUACUUAAAAUAGGUCAAUGUUAGUACUAGGUUGAGGUAAGAAAUAUGGAAAGUAAAUUGAUUAGUUGUCAUUCACCAGCUGAACAGUCACAGGCUCAGCAUCUUAAAUGUGAUCAAUUGUUGCUUUUCAGCUUUCAUACCAUGAAGAAUAGCAACUGUUUCUAUCACAUUGUUACUGAAAAGUAGUCCGUAUACUGGCCCUGAUAAAAAGGAAAAAUGCAUUUCAGUUGAAAAUCCACCAGAAAAAUAUUGUUUUAAGCACAGGGUGAUUUUGUGUAAUACAUUUUCUUUUGUGCACUUGCAGUUAAUAAAAACUUUCUAAUCAAAGCA